CUACAGCCUCAGCUCCAGCACCAGCAGCUCCCGCUGCUACAGCCUCAGCUCCAGCACCAGCAGCUCCCGCUGCUACAGCCUCAGCUCCAGCACCAGCAGCACCCGCUGCUACAGCCUCAGCUCCAGCACCAGCAGCUCCCGCUGCUACAGCCUCAGCUCCAGCACCAGCAGCUCCCGCUGCUACAGCCUCAGCUCCAGCACCAGCAGCUCCCGCUGCUACAGCCUCAGCUCCAGCACCAGCAGCUCCCGCUGCUACAGCCUCAGCUCCAGCACCAGCAGCUCCCGCUGCUACAGCCUCAGCUCCAGCACCAGCAGCUCCCGCUGCUACAGCCUCAGCUCCAGCACCAGCAGUGCCUGCCACCCAUGUGGUACCCACUGCCCCUGACCCGGUACCUGCUCCCAGAACUUUGUACACCCCCAAGCCUACUCCCAGAUCAAUGUUUGGUCCCAAGCCCCGUUAUUCCCGGCCUGCUCCGAGGCCUCCUGUCUUUGCCCCCAGAACUGUGCCCAGGCUGGCUCCUUGGACUUCCCUACAGACUUUUGCCAGUCCUGGGCACCCACCAAUGUUUGUUCCCAUGUCUCUCCCUGUCCUGGUCCCAGUGUCUGUGUUUGUUCCCAUUCCUGUCCCCGGUGGUGUUUCUGUUCCCGUCCCAGUCACUGUAUUUGUUUCUGUCCCCGUCUCUGUCAUGGUUCCAGUUCCCCUGUCCAGUUUUUCUCAGCCCCCUGUCCAGUCUCAGCCCCCUGUCCAGUCUCAGCCCUGUGUUCUGUUCCCUGUCCAGUCUCAGUCCCCAGUCCAGUCGUUUGUUCAGUCUGAACCCCCUGUCCAGUCCCAGUCUCAGUUCCCUGCCCGGUCUACGUCUCCUGUCCAGUUUCCAUUUCCUGUCCAGUCCCCUAUCCCGUCUCCGUUCCAGGUCCUGUCCCCGUUUCGUGUCCAGUCUCAUGUCCAGUCUCAGCCCCUGUUCGGUCGUUAGUCCCGUCUAUGUUCCCUUCCUCUGUUCCCUCUCUCUCGGCGCCCCUGGUAGUGGCGCCAUUGAAGGGGGGUUAUGUUACACCUUAGCCCAUGUCCGUGUUAUGUUUCUCCCUCGUUUGGUCUCUUGUGCUCCUGCCCCUCUGUUUUCCUGUCAUGUGUUCACAGCCACGUGUUUCUGUUGUGUAUCUGUCACCGUCUUAGCCCUGCCCUAACCAUCAGUGUUCUCACCUGUGUUUUAUCUGUAGCCCUGCCCCCUCAUCAGCCCUGCCCAGGUGUUCCUCCUGUAUAUAAGCCCCUCUGUUUGUACAUGCUGUGUCGAGUCUUUUGUGUUUUCUAGUCUGUUAAUCUAACCGUGAAUCCUGUUUGUAGUGUUUAGCCUUAGUAGCCUAGCCUUGUAUCCUAGUGUUUGUAUCCCAGUCUUUACCCCAGUCUUAGCCUUCGUUUAUGUAUUUCGUUUUCUUUUCUGUGUUUGUUUGGUUUAUUUAUUAAAGUAUCAUCUUUGCACUUACGUCCUCC
Molecule: messenger RNA, 1486 nt
Organism: Astyanax mexicanus (Mexican tetra)
Lineage: Eukaryota; Metazoa; Chordata; Actinopteri; Characiformes; Acestrorhamphidae
Product: BCL-6 corepressor-like protein 1
Exons: 2
Coding region: 438-971 (177 amino acids)
Source: RefSeq, a predicted model, not a curated record